Molecule: messenger RNA, 2205 nt
Organism: Fusarium coffeatum
Lineage: Eukaryota; Fungi; Ascomycota; Sordariomycetes; Hypocreales; Nectriaceae
Exons: 5
Coding region: 1-2205 (734 amino acids)
Biological process (GO): glucan catabolic process
Cellular component (GO): extracellular region; cell surface
Molecular function (GO): beta-glucosidase activity
Source: RefSeq, a predicted model, not a curated record
AUGCUUUUCAAUCCCUUGCUAUAUUUAUUCCUUAGCGCAGCAGGUGCCUGGACCCCACAGUCCAGAGCGGCUGCAAAUGCCAGAGGAGAGAAGCUCACCGAGCGACGCCUAUUGGACGACGAAAAGAUCCGUGGCGUCAACUUGGGCUCGCAGUUUAUUAUUGAACGAUGGAUGGCCGAAGAUUCAUGGAAGACCAUGGGCUGCAGUGCUUACAACGAUGAAUGGGCAUGCGUCAAGGGUAUAGGUCAAGCCAAAGCCAACGCCGCCUUUAAAAAGCACUGGGAGACCUGGAUCACAGAAGACGAUAUAAAGGAGAUCGCCAGCCUUGGCCUCAAUGCCGUUCGUAUUCCUGUCGGAUACUGGAUGUACGAAGACAUUAUCCAAGAAGGAGAAUACUGGCCCCGUGGCGGUAUCUGGCAUCUCGAUCGAAUCGUAGGCUUGUGUAAGAAAUAUGGCAUUUACGUGCUUAUCGGUCUUCACUCUGGUCCCGGGAUCAGUUCUCCAAACGAGCAAUUCACAGGUCAUUCCGUGCCAAACCCUGGAUUCUAUACUCCAGAGAACUACGAGCGAGCUUAUCGGUUUCUCGAGUGGAUGACGAAGCGGAUCCAUACUAACGGCAACUACACCACUGUUGGGAUGCUCGAGGUUUUGAACGAGCCUGUGCAUGUAGCAAAGUGGAAGGCCGAGGCAGCUGAUAUGAUCAAGAAUUACUAUCCGAAUGCUUUUAAGCGCAUCCAAGCUAUGGAGGGCUACCUAAAGGUUGCUAGCGCUGACCGCUUACACAUCCAAUUCAUGGGCAAGUCCUGGGGAUCAGGAGACCCAAGGACCUAUCUCCCAGAUGAUGAGCACGUAUUCUUCGAUGCGCAUCGAUACCUGAGCUUCGAUAAUAGGAUCGCCGGUAACAAGAAAGCCUACAUCCAAACUGCCUGCAAAGAUGACAUGGGGAGACAUGUCUUUGUUGGUGAAUGGUCUCUGUCAGUGAACAGUACCUUGAAGAAUACGGACGAGUUCAAGGUGAAUGGACAAGAAACAUGGUAUAAGGCCUAUUGGGCUGCACAGGCAGAGUCCUUUGAGAAGUCUGAUGGGUGGUUCUUUUGGUCUUGGAAGUGUGACGGUAAAUUGGGCAAACAAGACUGGCGAUGGUGCUACCAGUCUGCGGUUGCUGCCGGCGCUAUUCCUAAGGAUGCCAGCAGCGCAGCGACUUUGAGCCCUUGCGAUAGCCUUGCAAAAAAGACCCUGGAAGUUUCCCAGGGUUUCACAUACACUUACUACGUCUCCCAUUCCAAGGCUGAAAAGCCGACGAUCAUUCUUUUCCAUGGUUGGCCUGACUCAGCGAAGCUUUGGAAUGGAUUGAUGAGCAAUUAUCUUGUACCAAAUGGAUACGGCGUCGUUGCGCUGGAUUGUCUGGGAUAUGCUGGCACUUCUAAACCAACCGACCUGGAGGCAUAUGCAUGGCAGCACAUGACAGCUGACGCUAUCGAAAUCCUCGAUGCCGAGAAGGUGGAUAAGGUUAUUUCUCUUGGCCACGACUGGGGUAGCGCUAUGUGUCAGCGCCUGUACAACUUUUACCCUAAUCGUGUCAUUGGUCUUGUCAUGAUCAACGUCGCGUACAUUGCCCCAGGAGGAAAAUUCGAUCUUGAAGAAACGAACAAGACGGCGAAGGAGAAACAUGGCCAUGGCGUCUACGAGUACUGGCAUUUCUUUACCGCCGAAGACUCAACAGCUAUCAUGACCAAGAACGUCGAGUCAGUAUAUAGUGUCGCGUUCGGCGAUCCUUAUACGUGGCUGGACAACUGGGUUAGCCCAGGCGGCAUGCGCAAAUUCGUUACCGAAGGUCGCACGCAGCCAACUCUACCAUUUACCACCCCCGAGCAUAGAGCAGACUUUAUGGAAAGAUAUGCCAAGGAGGGUGGAUUCGAUGCACCAAGCUGCUGGUACAAAGCCUUCGUGGCUAAUGUUCAGAGUGCGUCAGACAGAAAUGUUUCUGAGGAUGCUAAGACUGUCAAUGUUCCGGCGCUUUUCUGGGGCGGAGAGCAGGACUUUGUGUGCCGUCCUGCUGCGCUCCAGGACUCGAUUGAUGACGGAUACCUACCGGAUGUUAAGUCUGUUGUCAGAGAAGGAGGGCACUGGGCACUGCUUGAGAAGCCGGAGGAGUUUGGUCAGGAUGUGCUUCAUUGGUUGGAGUCAACUACGUUUGCGAAGUAA